Eimeria mitis is the source of this 675-nucleotide messenger RNA. RefSeq names its product ACR261Cp, related, related. The record is from RefSeq and is a predicted model, not a curated record. NCBI's taxonomy places the organism in Eukaryota, Apicomplexa, Conoidasida, Eucoccidiorida, Eimeriidae. Gene Ontology annotation, molecular function: transporter activity. The transcript has 3 exons. The coding region runs from base 1 to 675 and encodes 224 amino acids. Gene Ontology annotation, biological process: transport.
AUGGCCGUGCAGCGGCCGCUGUCUCCUUGGCGGCCGCUGCCGAAGUUUUUGUGUUUAAAGAGCAUCGUCUUCCUUUGCUUCUGGCAGUCCCUCGCGCUUCGGUGGCUAGCGGGGCUCUUUCUGACGGGGGCAGCUGAAGGUGCAGCAGCACCAGCAGCAGCAGCAGCAGCAGCAGCAGCAGCAGCAAGACUACAGGAUUGGCUCAUUUGUAUAGAGAUGGUCCCCUGCGCGAUUGCACACUUGUGGGCGUUUCCUCCGUGGGAGUUGGAGGCCUUUGAGAAGGCAGAGGGGCACAGAUCGGGCUACAGCAGCAGCAGCAGCAGCAGCAGCAGCAGCAGCAACGCAGCAGCAGAUGAGUGGUCUAUGCUGCUGCGGCAGGGGGAUCAUGCUGCUCCUGCUGCUGCUGCUGCUGAUACGUACGCAGCAACAUCGAGAGCAGCAGGGCCGAGCCAGGAGUGCGAGAACAGCAGCAGCAGCAACCGCAGCAGCAUCAGCAGCAGCAGCAGCAGCAACAGCAGCAAACUGAAGAAACCCCUGAAGCAGCUCGUCAAUGGGGUGCAGCAGCUGCUGCUGUCGGAUACUGUUCUUAGCGAUGCAACGCAUGCAGUCUUCGGCCCGCAGCAGCAGCAGAGAGAAUUUAACCUUGAGACACGCUCAACAACCCCCCAUGCAUAG